CCAGACAUGGCCUCGUUCCAGCCCCGUGGAUGGAUCUCAGUCUGGUUUCUCAUAAACUUCCCCAUCAUUAUCUAUGAUACUUUGUACUGCUUCCUUAGGCCCAGGUCCAUGGUGGGCGGAGAUUUGAAUUGGCUCUGGAAGUCGUAUGAACUGUGGCAAGAAAUAGACCACGUCUACGGAUUGCCAGCAUAUGAAAGUGGGGAUGGGUUCACCAAUGCACAAGCCCUUUUAAACCUCCUUGAACAAAUUACUGGGGUUAUCUAUCUUUACCUCGCAUACGUGGUAAAGACCCCGGCAGCUCCCCUCAUUGCGUUCGCCUCCAACACCUCGUGCCUGUCGAAGACUAUUCUAUACUGGGCGCAGGAGUACUAUUGCGGUUUCUGUGCCAUUGGCCAUAACGCCCUGCCUCAACUAACGCUUUGGGUCGCGUUGAAUGCGGUCUGGCUUAUUGUACCUACGAUCAUUGCUGUCCAGCUCUACCAAGAUAUUGCCGCAGGCCUGCGCACCGCUGCAAGGGUGGACGAUGCUACGAAACGCCUGAAAUCAAAGUAAUUACAUCCGUAGCUUCAACCCUUUGUAGUCCGAGUCAGAGAGCUAUAUUACAAGGAUAGGUAACUAGGUUCACUAGAAAUAUAAUAGAUGGUGACAUCGUCGUAUCGCUGUUACUCAUUUAUAGAAUGGGCGCUUAUCUA
Coprinopsis cinerea okayama7#130 is the source of this 692-nucleotide messenger RNA. RefSeq lists its product as hypothetical. The transcript has 7 exons. Lineage: Eukaryota; Fungi; Basidiomycota; Agaricomycetes; Agaricales; Psathyrellaceae. Bases 7 to 552 code for a protein of 181 amino acids. The record is from RefSeq and is a predicted model, not a curated record.